This is a messenger RNA of Diachasmimorpha longicaudata, 1860 nucleotides long. RefSeq names its product ATPase WRNIP1-like. Gene Ontology annotation, biological process: DNA synthesis involved in DNA repair; DNA repair; DNA-templated DNA replication. Gene Ontology annotation, cellular component: nucleus. The transcript is spliced from 4 exons. Gene Ontology annotation, molecular function: ATP hydrolysis activity; DNA binding; ATP binding. Bases 150 to 1769 code for a protein of 539 amino acids. Lineage: Eukaryota; Metazoa; Arthropoda; Insecta; Hymenoptera; Braconidae. The record is from RefSeq and is a predicted model, not a curated record.
UGACGUUUUUGGUGGAUUUUGAGGUUAAGUACUGACACAUUUUUGGGAAACUGCGCAGGUAAUUUGCGCAAUCAGCCGGUUUCUUUGUUAUCAUCAUAAAAACAUGAUCAAAUCCUAGUGAAAGCCCCCAAAUAAAAUCAAAUAAAAUUAUGGAGUGUCCAGUUUGUUCAAGAAAAUUUCCAUCGAAUGAGAUUGAAAAUCACGUGGAUUUGUGUUUGUUCAAUGAAAGUGAUAAGUCUACCUCGACUUUCUCCAACAAACGAAUAUUUCCAUUCACUAAUGGCGACAAAACCGUCGUAAAAAAGGUGAAGAUCCAACAACCAGUUGAUACUCGUGAUGAUACGACAUCACAAGCUCCUGGAGGACAACAAAAAAUCACCGAAAAUACGAAACCCAAAACGAUCUCCAUGUUUUCUUCGACUUUUCGACACAAUAAUGAUAAUAAAAUGAGUCUGACAGGUGUCAAGGACCACCAACCACUGGCAGAAUCACUCAGACCUGUUGAUUUUAAUGAUUACAUUGGUCAGAAGCACGUGAUUGGUGGUGAUACUGUCCUGGGACAGUUGAUGAUGAAGAACGAGGUGAUCAGCAUGAUUUUAUGGGGCCCACCAGGCUGUGGAAAGACAUCUCUGGCCAACAUCAUCGCCAAGAUGACACCAGACAACACCUCAAUCACCACAAAAUUCAUCAAAAUGUCAGCAACAUCAUCUGGAAUAUCUGAUAUUCGACGAGCAGUGACAACAGCACUCGAUGAAUUAAAGAAAAAUCGUCGAACUGUUGUCUUCAUGGAUGAGAUUCACAGGUUCAACAAACUCCAGCAGGACAUCUUCCUGCCACAUGUGGAAGCUGGAACAUUUAUUCUCAUUGGAUCCACCACUGAGAACCCAUCAUUCAGCUUGAACUCUGCACUCCUCAGUCGUUGUCGUGUUUUUUCACUGAAAAAAUUGUCUCCAGAGGACAUUCAACAGAUUCUCCAGAAGGGAGUGCAAUCACUACGUGGAAAAAUCAUCCAAAAUGAUGAUGAGGAACAUCAUCAUCAGGAAUUUGUCAUUCAGAGGGAGGCAGUGAACUGGCUAUCGAAUGCCUGCGAUGGAGACGCGAGAAUUGCCCUGACUGGACUUGAAUUAACGAUUAAAUCGAGAGGAGGAGCUCCUGGUGGUACCAGAAUUACUCUGGAUGAUGUCAAGGGUCAGUUGGAGAGGGCAUAUUCGUUGUCAGUGAGGAAGACUGAUAGGAAUCAGGAUAUUGUGGCUGCUAUGGCCAAAUGUAUCAGAAAUAGUCAUUCAAAUGGAGCCUUGUAUUGGCUGGCGAGGUUGAUGGCAACUGGAGAGGAUCCAGUGUUCAUUGGAAAACGAUUGAUCAGAAUUGCUGGUGAACAUGUUGGUCUUGAUGAUCCUGAGGCACUGGAUACUGCUGUGCAUACAAUGAACGGCUGUCAAAUGAUCGGAAUGCCCGAGUGUGACGUACUCUUAGCCCAAUGUGUCUGUUAUCUUUGCAAAGUUAAUAAAUCAAAAGUUGUUAAUUCCGCCCUCAGACGAGUGCAAAAUGUUAUUCUUAAUCAUAAGGGACCGCAGCCCUCGGUUCCAAUUUUCAUAAGGGACACGUCAUCCCAGAGACGAUUACAAGUGACUAUUGGUCAGAAUUUACUGAGACUCGAUGAUAAAAGUAGAAAUCACUUACCACUGGGUCUGGAGGGCAGGAACUUCCUUGGAGAUGAUGAUGAUGAUGAUGAUGAUGAUGGUCUGGAGGAUGACACUACACAACACUAACACUAAUCACUUGAUAUGUUAAUAAAUUUAGAAAAAUCCAGUAUUUUUGUUAAUAUUAAUUUACUGUUAAAUAAAGAAUAUUUUUGUGAGA